Hermetia illucens (black soldier fly) is the source of this 1058-nucleotide messenger RNA. RefSeq names its product phosphatidylinositol N-acetylglucosaminyltransferase subunit C (gene PIG-C). The record is from RefSeq and is a predicted model, not a curated record. The transcript is spliced from 2 exons. Gene Ontology annotation, biological process: GPI anchor biosynthetic process. The coding region runs from base 161 to 1000 and encodes 279 amino acids. NCBI's taxonomy places the organism in Eukaryota, Metazoa, Arthropoda, Insecta, Diptera, Stratiomyidae. Gene Ontology annotation, cellular component: membrane; glycosylphosphatidylinositol-N-acetylglucosaminyltransferase (GPI-GnT) complex.
UCAUUCGCCGCUUGUCAGCUGUUCGCAUGUGACCAACGAACAGCGGAAUCAAAACAGACAACGACCUUUUGACAAUCAGCUGAUCCAAUUCUGUUUAUGUUGGAGGCUGGUGAGGAAGUUUUCGUUCCGGGGAUUAUUUCCCAUGUAUUGAACACACAAAAUGACACAUGAAAGGCAGUGGAGAAAGAAUUUAUACGAACAGCAUGACUUUGGUGACAACUACACGGACCCCUCCCUCUUCCUAAAGGACUUGCAGAAAAAUAAAAAUGUGAAAAUCUUCACAUUCAAGGAAGCUGUCCGGGGAGCAACUAGAUUAACGAAUCAAAUAUCUUGCAUUUGCGCCUUUCUUAUUGUCUUCUACUACAUGUACACGGAAAACGUGACACCCACUAAGUUCCUUCUGGCCACAAGUCUCACCGUUCUUAUCGGAUACUUUCUCUAUACUGGGCGCAACUUCCGUCUCAAUGUGCUCCUUGAAGACUCAAAGACUUUGCUGACUGUUUUAGUGUUUGGAUAUAUGCUUUCUCCGCUUCUACAUACGCUCACCGAUGCAAUUAGCACUGACACGAUUUUCUCAAUGACAUUCUUUGUGAUGUUUCUGCAUCUAAUCUACUUUGACUACGGAUUGAAAGCCGCUAUCGUCUCAAAAGCAAUUUCCUUGAAUGCUGCAAUAUUUGGUUCAGUUUGUUUAGCAUCCAGAUUGGCUUCGUCAUAUCAUGCUUUUGUGUUAUUGGUCGUGUCUGCAGGAUUUUUUGUCUUGUUUCCGAUAUUUACUAAUAAGUUUUGGAACCCAAUUAUGAUUAUUCCGCUAGUGAGUAUUUGCUCUUUUUGUCUCUAUCAUAUUUCAAUCCCUGUCGUAACAACUUAUGUCGUUAUUUUGAUUUUCGUGAAUCUAGUGUGCCCAUAUAUUUUUGUAGUGAAGCAGAAACACAAAAAUAAUAUUAAUGGGCCCUGGGACGAAGCAAUCGUUAAAGAAACUAACUGUGAUUUAAUAAAUUGAACACUAUUAUAUAGUCAAUAUGUAGGUUUAUGAGAAAUAAUAUAAUCAUAAAGAAAUA